CCUUCAAUGUAACAGAAACGAAAGAAACCGAUGCAUUCACUCUUUAGUUCCUACCGGAAGCGUAAAAGCAUACAGUAGCGUUUGAUUUAAAAAGUUGUGUUCGCCUUCGAAGACUAUUGACACGCUACUGCUGGACUACUUUUAAACAAAUAUAUGUGCUUCCAUUGAUUCAGUGUAACUUUGGAUCACGAAAGCCCUCCGCAUUUGAAGGUUUUCAAGGUUUUAUUUUCUUAAAUUGUGGUGCGCUUCUCAUAAUUAUUAUUUCCCCCGUUUUUGAAAGGGCUUUAACAAGUCCCGUUAAUACGCAAUAACACUGCACAUGUGAGAAUCACGGUCAGCCGGUUUGUAGUGUGCUGCUUCAGUCAAAAAAGGUCGCCAUGGCUCAGGAUUUCCUCCCAGGCAUGGAGAGCUCCGCAAUCUCUGUCUUAAAGAGAGCCGUGGAGCUGGACCACAACUCGCGCUUUCAGGAGGCUCUGGUGUGCUACCAGGAGGGGAUCCAGCUCCUGAUGCAUGUGCUGAAAGCUGUGAAAGAUGAUUCAAAGAAGGGCCACUACAGAGAGAAGAUCAAGGGCUACAUGGACCGAGCAGAACAGAUCAAAGACCAUGUGAACAAACUGAAAGAAGAGGGUAAAUACCACGAGCAGAUAAAGAUAGCAGACAGUUCCAUUGGUUUCAGCUAUGAAUCCCUCUUCAAACCCUACAUUAGAGACGGACUGACUGAAGUCUGGGUGGAAGAUGCUUAUGUACGGCAUGUCCAUCAGUUGUAUAAUUUCCUUCGUUUCUGUGAAAUGCUGCUGAAAUGCCAGUGUAAAGUAAAGACGAUUCACCUUCUGACCUCGCAGGAUGAGAACAGCUCUCAGCAAACCAGUGCCCUGGCAGAAAUAAAGCAGUCUCUGCAGAGUCAAAACGUCUGUCUGGACAUCCAGUACUCCUCUACUAUUCAUGACCGGGAGAUCAGGUUUGAUAAUGGCUGGAUUAUUAAGAUUGGCAGGGGACUCGAUUAUUUCAAAAAACCCAAGGGUCGCUUCUCUGUCGGAUACUGUGAUUACGAUUUAAGAGAGUGUCAUGAGACUACUGUGGAUAUUUUUCAUACAAAACACACGAAGAAGGCAUAAUCUGGCAUAUCUAUGGGACGUAAUUUCAAAUGCAGUCCUCACAUACCAACCCGGACAACUGGAAAUGUGCCUUUUGAUCCCAUUUACAGCUUUUAAAUAAUGCAGAAGAACUGAUUUUGUUGUCUGUUUUAAAAUGUUCUGAAGAAAUAUUAAGAGGUCUUCUCUAUACCAUUACUUCUAUUCAGCUUUUUUAAAACUAUUUGAGCACUAAAAGGCUAUAAUAAGGUGAUACAGAUAUGUAUUUAUAUGUUUGCUUCUGUAAUAAAGAUAAAAACCGAAGUG
Messenger RNA from Carassius carassius (crucian carp), 1397 nucleotides. Its product is annotated as MIT domain-containing protein 1-like. The transcript has 7 exons. NCBI's taxonomy places the organism in Eukaryota, Metazoa, Chordata, Actinopteri, Cypriniformes, Cyprinidae. Gene Ontology annotation, cellular component: midbody. Gene Ontology annotation, biological process: midbody abscission. Bases 378 to 1115 code for a protein of 245 amino acids. The record is from RefSeq and is a predicted model, not a curated record.